GGCGGCGGGGGCGGGGCCCGCCUCACCCGGAAUGAAUACUAACGGCGGCCGCAGCCGCAUCCGGGCACUCCGCAGGUCGAGGCGGCGCGGCGGUGGCGCAGGAUGGCGCAAAAGAAAUAUCUCCAAGCAAAACUGACCCAGUUUUUAAGAGAAGACAGAAUUCAACUUUGGAAACCUCCAUAUACGGAUGAAAAUAAGGAAGUCGGUUUGGCAUUGAAGGACCUUGCUAAGAAGUACUCUGACAAGCUGGAAUGCUGUGAAAACGAGGUAGAGAAGAUCAUAGAAGAAAUACGCUGCAAAGCGGUCGAGCGUGGCACAGGAAAUGAAAAUUACAAGACCACGGGAAUGGCCACCAUCGAGGUGUUUUUACCUGCACGGCUCAGAAAAGACAGGAAGAAGCUCUUGGAAACUCGGUUACACAUCACUGGCAGGGAGCUGAGAUCGAAAAUAGCUGAAACCUAUGGAUUCCAAGAAAAUUAUAUCAAAAUUGUCAUAAAUAAGAAACAACUGCAACUAGGGAAGGCGCUGGAGGAGCAGGGCGUGACGCACAACGUGAAGGCCAUGGUGCUGGAACUGAAGCAGUCCGAGGAGGAUGUCAGGAAGGACUUCCGGGUUCAAGAGGAAGAGCAAAACGAAGCUGAACAAAAGGAAAAGAAGAUUCAGAGGACGAAGAGGGGACUGGAGAUCCUGGCAGAGAGAGCUGAGACAGUGGACCCUGAAACCAUGCCGUACUUGGAAAUAGCUAACCAGACGGGCAGGUCCAUCAAAAUUCCUCCGUCAGAAAGAAAAGCUCUCACCUUGGCGAUGGGCUAUCAUGAGAAGGGCCGAGCGUUUCUGAAGAGAAAAGAAUAUGAAAUAGCCUUGCCUUUCCUUCUGGACGCCGACAGAUACUUCUGCCAGUGCUGCCCGGAGCUGCUGGACACGGUGGACAACUACGCGGUGCUGCAGCUGGACAUCGUGUGGUGUUACUACCGCUUGGAGCAGCUGGAGUGCCUCGACGACGCGGAAAAAAAACUAAACUUGGCCCAGAAUUGCUUUAAAAAUUGCUAUGGAGAAAAUCACCAGCGACUGGUCCACAUAAAAGGAAACUGUGGGAAAGAGAAGGUGUUGUUUUUAAGACUUUACUUGCUUCAAGGUAUCCGCAAUUAUCACAGCGGAAAUGGUGAGGAGGCUCGGGAGUAUCUCAACAAGGCUCGCCAGCUCUUUAAGGAGCUCUAUAUCGACCCGACAAAAGUUCACAACUUGUUGCAGUUGGGGUUCACUGCCCAGGAGGCCCGGCUUGGCCUCAGGGCCUGUGACGGGAAUGUGGACCACGCAGCCACCCACAUCACCAACCGCAGAGAGGAAUUGGCCCAGAUCCGGAGGGAGGAGAAAGAGAAGAAAAGACGCCGCCUGGAGAACAUCAACUCUCUGAAAGGGAUGGGCUACUCCGCUCACGCCGCCAGGCAGGCCCUCCACCAGGCCAGCGGGAACCUGGACGCUGCCCUGAAGAUUCUUCUCAGCAACCCUUACAUGUGGCUCGGUGACUUCGGCCCUGAAGCCAACAACCAUCAGGAAAGCCCCUCCCAGGAAAAUAUCGACCAACUGGUGUACAUGGGCUUCGACACGGUCGUGGCCGAAGCCGCCCUGAGAGUGUUCAGGGGGAACGUCCAGCUGGCGGCUCAGACCCUGGCACACAACGGAGGGAGCCUCCCUCGCGACCUGCAGCUGGUGGUGGGGGACUCAACACCGUCCACGUCCCCUUCCGACUCUGCGUCCCCCUCGGACUCUGUGUCGCCCUCCGAUUCUGCAGGCACCUCCAGCGCCUCGACAGACGAAGACAUGGAGAUAGACGCCGUCAACGAGAUCCUGGAAGACAUCCCGGAGCACGAGGAGGACUACCUGGACUCCACCCUGGAGGAGGAGGAGAUCAUCAUUGCGGAGUACCUGUCCUAUGUAGAAAGUAUAAAGGUGGCGGCGAAGAAAAACUGAAUGACGAACAGAAAGAAGCACUAAGUUUCUGCUCAUAAACUCUAUCGUUACGAAAAGUCUAA
Molecule: messenger RNA, 2033 nt
Organism: Artibeus jamaicensis (Jamaican fruit-eating bat)
Lineage: Eukaryota; Metazoa; Chordata; Mammalia; Chiroptera; Phyllostomidae
Gene: NUB1
Product: negative regulator of ubiquitin like proteins 1
Exons: 15
Coding region: 103-1971 (622 amino acids)
Biological process (GO): regulation of ubiquitin-dependent protein catabolic process
Molecular function (GO): protein binding
Source: RefSeq, a predicted model, not a curated record